Molecule: messenger RNA, 2709 nt
Organism: Cyphellophora attinorum
Lineage: Eukaryota; Fungi; Ascomycota; Eurotiomycetes; Chaetothyriales; Cyphellophoraceae
Product: SAGA complex subunit spt20
Exons: 2
Coding region: 1-2709 (902 amino acids)
Biological process (GO): regulation of transcription by RNA polymerase II
Cellular component (GO): SAGA complex
Molecular function (GO): transcription coregulator activity
Source: RefSeq, a predicted model, not a curated record
AUGGCGGCCGUGGUAGCAUCCCGCCCAGGGAGCACGCCGCAGACAAAGAAGGCUUCGCUACCACUCGUUCAGACCAAUGGCAACAUGUCCAAGCCGGCACUACCGUCUUCAUCGCCAUCGACCGCCACUAAGCGCCUUCCUGGUCAAACGCCGCAGCCACUGCCGCCGACGCCAACAUCAGCGAACACCGCCCGCGCGAAUCGAAGACCCCAUCGCAUAACGACGCGGACGGGAACUGCUGAGAACGCUGCCGCCGACAAACGGGUGCAGAGGAAAUUUCCUGAGCCAUAUGUUGCCAGUGAACGACAUAUUCUUAGAAAAUUCAAAGGCCGACCACCUUCGCUCAUAGUGCAUCUACAUCCUACAAAUUUCAGGUUCGACGCGCAGGAUGGCAGUUUCAGCUACCAAUCGCCAAUGCGUGUGUUCAUUGAGCACCUGCAGAAACAGACAAUACCACACGAUAUGCUGGAAGAUUUUCGAGAAGCUGGCGUGACUUUCUACGACGGCUGGCUCAUUGUCAAGGUCAUUGACCACCGCCAUACCUCGAAGCCUGUCGUCGAGAGCAACGGCCCAGAUAAUGACAAGCCGUUCUCGGUCCACAACUACAAUCCGCACAUAACUCCGUCACCAUAUGCACCUUUUCCAACAAAACAGUCAGUCGGAGAGAGGUCUUCGCCCUCUAAGCAGAAAGAUGGUGCAUCGUCCGACAAGGAGAAUGCAAGACCGCAGUCAUCCAAGCCUGAACCCAGAAUCUACCAUGUCGGUCUACGGCCAACAGGACUCUCACGCCACGCAGACACAAGCAUUGAUGCGCUCGCUCCGGAUCCCAAAUCACUGAACAGGAAACAGUCACAGAUCAACGCCAGAGGUGGAGUGCCUCAGACCCCUACCUCGGGCGUGCCCAGCACUCCCUUGACGGAGAAAGGGCCGCCUCUGAAGAAGCAGAAGAUGAAGAUCGACUCCAAAGAUCUGCUGGAGUACGAAGCACGCAUCAUAAAUGCUACCGCACCGCCACUCUACCUUGAGCCCGUCGCGAAUGCUCUGGAAGCCCAGGCUUUGUUGGAGAUGACAAUGGAUCCAUUUCAUAAUGCUGCUCCGCCUUCACCCAAGAGCCGUAAGAGGACCAUCGCCGAGCUCGCAGCAGAUGACGCCCACGCCAAGCAACAAGAAAGAUUCAUGCUCAUCAUGGACGAGCGUAAUGCUGGGGUUCCCGGCGGCACGAACGCUGCCGUUGACGGACCAGCCGCAAACGUCAUCUUUCAGCCUCGCUUUGAGAAAUUCAACGCCUUGGAAACUAUCAAGCGAGAUAUGGCUGAGAAAAAGCAGCAGGAUAAAGACCGACAACUGCAGGAAGAUGAAGCCCGUCGCGAGUCACAGCAGCGGACGGCUGAAGACGAGAAGAGAAAGGCGGCUCUGCGCCAGAGGGAACAGCAUGCUCUUAUGCUGCGAAAGCAACAGCAAGAAGCCCAUCAAAUGGCCUUGCAACAACAAGCCGCGGCUCAGCAGGCCCAACAGCAGCAACAAGCUGCUCGGCAACAGGCCGCCCAGCAGGCUGCCCAGCAACAGGGACAGGCCAGUGCGAUUCCACCGCAAAUGCAGAACCAAGUCAUGGGUAAUCAGGCUCGGAACAGUCCCGUUAUCCGGCAAGGAACGCCACAUGCUGCAUCUUCACCUGUCGUCAAUCAGGGUCAAGGAGGGGCUGGGUCACCUGCUCGUCCUGGAUCCGCACUACAGCAUAGCCAUCCAAUGGCUCGUGGACUCAGCAACCAGAGUAGGAACGGCACACCGCAAAUAGCCCAUGCAACACCUGGACAGCGCAACGCGACUCCUAUCUUGCGGCAGGGCACACCAGCGCAACACAUGAACAUGACGCAAGCGAGUCCCCACGGCAGCAUGAUGGCUCCGACGCCACAGAUGGCGCAAGCUCAGGCGGCUAUGAAUGGUCAGAUGCCGAACGGUAUGACGCCCCAACAAAUGGAAAUGCAGCGAAGACAGAAUGCCAUGAGAAUGCAGCAAAUGCAACAGCAACACCAACAAGCCAUGAUGGCUGGGAAUCCUCAACUAGCACACAAUCUCGCCCAGCAGAACGCCAUGCAGCAACGCCAAGCCGCCAUGCAGGCUCAACAACAGAUGCAUGCCCAGAAUCAGCAACAAAUGGCUGGCUCGCCCGCGCAAAGUCAUGGAGCGUACAACAAGCAGCUUUCAGAGCAGAUGAAAGCGCAGAUGCAAGGCCUCGCUCAAGCUGGAGGCAACGCUGGCUCGCCCGUCCAACAUCAAAUGACGCCACAGCAACAACAGGCUGCUCUUGCACACCAGCAGCAGCAGCGAAUGCUACAAGCGCAGGCGCAGCAGCAGGGCCAGAUGAUGGGCAACCCUGGUAUGCAAGCUCAACAAAUGCAGCAGCCUCAACAACAGCGUGCCUCGAUGCAGCAGCAGAUGCAAGCGUUCCAUCAGCAAUCUCUCAACAAGUACACGCGGCAACUUACCCAACAAGCCAUGCAGCGAUACGGCUUGUCUGGCAAUGCCCAGCAGCUGCCCCAGCCCGAGCUUGUCAAGAUCCAGCAGAUGGCUGCACAGGCUGCUCAGCAGGAGCUCGAAACUCGACGGCAACAAAUGCAGCUAAGUUCCAGAUGCAACGCGCCCAACAAGCCGCCCAGGCGCAAGCACAGGCUCAUGGUGGAAUGGUCAACGGCCAAGGUGGCGGCAUGA